AUGUGGGCAGCCGAAAAAGGCACAGAAAAAUCACUCUCAACAAUCCUGAUUGCUGAAGUAUCAGAUCUACCAUGUAGCAUCCUAAUCGACAUCUUGGGAAGACUUCCUCUGAGAUCUUUAAUUGAUUGCAGAUUAUACUCACAUCAUAUGCCCACUACUUUGAUCCUUCAAGUUAAAGGAAACUCUCUUGAGUCUCUUAAAGAAAUUUGUUUCAUUGAGCAAGAUGAUCAUUCGUUAACCCGAAAAAUGCGCCUUCUAUCCAAUUCCAAUAAACCCAAGUCAGAUCUCAGCUACUCGGGUCUUUUACCUUCUAAUUUCCGGUUCCAGCUUGGAAACGGUUGUAACGGAUUGGUCUGUUUAAGGGAGAUUCGGACCCGUGAACCUUGUUUGAUUUGGAAUCCUGUUUUAGGUCAAUUUGUUAUCCUUCCGAAACCCACUUCCACCACCAUCGAUAAGGUGGUGGCAGGUUUCGGAUUUUGUGGACGCACUAAUCGGUAUAAAGUGCUCCGGGUUUUCCGUUCAACAAUCGACCCGCCAUGGAAGAAACGGGCUGAGAUAUAUGUUUUAGGUGUUGGGACAAAAUGGAGAGAAAUUGGGGAUGUUCCAUUUCCAAUUCCUUCAAGAAUACCAGGAUUUUUCACCAACAAUUCACUCCAUUGGAUAUUAGAAUACAGCAACAUCACUAAUGGCAAUGGCGAUAAUUAUGAUGAUAUUAAUAAUGAAACUCUUUAUGGAAUCGGAAACAGUACCAAGUCUUAUUCGGAGCUGAUUUGUGGGUUUGAUUUUGUGGAAGAAAAUUUCAAAACAAUUCCAUCACCACCCAUUUUCACAUUAGAGCAAAAAGACAAGUAUCAUUGGUCUAAUUUGGGGAUUAUAGGAAAUUGCCUUUCAAUUUCUGCAAUUGAUGCUAAAGUAUUCAGACCUGAUGUUCAAGUAUGGGUGAUGGAAGAGUACGGUGUGCCAGAAUCAUGGGCAAUGCGACUCUCCAUUCGGGACCCAACCGUCGACUGGUGGGACCCGUAUAGGUGGAUUCAGGUCACAAAUUUUGUCAGGAACGGGGAGAUUCUAUUGCUUUGUGCACAUUGUUAUGUACUUGCGUAUAAUCUUCGUGAGCGUCGAUUCCGAAGCAUUGAAGGGUUGGAUUUUCCUGUCAUUGCCCAUGUUCCUAGCUUUAUCUCCCUGGAGGAUGUCUUGACUAAGCACAGAGGAACUGGAUCAUUGAAUGUUAGAUAUCUCUAA
Amaranthus tricolor (Joseph's coat) is the source of this 1239-nucleotide messenger RNA. Its product is annotated as F-box protein At3g07870-like. The record is from RefSeq and is a predicted model, not a curated record. The coding region runs from base 1 to 1239 and encodes 412 amino acids. The transcript has 3 exons. Lineage: Eukaryota; Viridiplantae; Streptophyta; Magnoliopsida; Caryophyllales; Amaranthaceae.